UUAACAGAUCAAGGAUAUCAGUUUGGUUUCAAGAUGAUUUGGGUAUCAACCAUAAAAGUGGAGAUAUCUCUCUCCUAAUGACAUCAAACCCCAUAGUCUGUGACUGUGGGCUGUACGAGCUGAUGCUGAACUUGGAUGUGGCCAAACAAGGUGCCCUUUUCACAAAAACGGAUUUCCGAGAUAUGGAAUGUGCAUUUCCCGAUGCGCUCAGUGGUAGAAGGGUGGUAGAUCUCAAACCUUCAGAGCUGUGGUGCUCAGAGGAGUGCUACAAGCGGCCACACUAUUUCUGUUCCUGCUAUGAGCAUGCAGGUAAGCUGUUUAUGUCCCAUCUGGCCCCUUUUUGUAAGCUAGAACGAAUGGCCUGUCCGUCAGAAUGUUCGUGCUCCUUCCAAGGGCAGCUGCAUUCGUCUACUGCUCCUUACAAUGAGAAAGUGAAUUGUGCCUGGAGGAACUUGUCUUCUAUCCCAGAUGACAUUUCAAAUGUCACAAUAAUCCUUCAUUUGGAAGGGAAUCAGUUGAUCGUCAUCAGUCAAGCCGUUCUUCCCCAACUUUUGAUGAUACGAGAACUUUACUUAAAUGACAAUAACAUCUCAUAUGUUGGCGAUCAGGCUUUCAAAAACUUACUCUCACUUGAAAUCCUUCGGCUCGAUGGAAACAACAUCUCUGAGUUAAACAGCACGGUUUUUAAGUCCCUCUCUAAUCUUCGUGAACUGUACCUAAAUCAUUCUGGUGUACAGUAUCUAGCAGCUGAUAUGUUCCAAGACCUUGCAAGCUUACAAGAACUACACUUGGAGAACAACUGGCUACAGUCCCUGCCUGAAAACAUGUUUGAUGGUUUGAAAAAGCUGCGAUCACUCAGCAUUCAUGGCAAUCCGCUCCACUGUGAGUGUGAUGUCCUGUGGUUCACAAACUGGCUGCGGAGUAGAGAGUCCUUUUUGUCUCAAGGACAUAACGUGAGCUGCUUAGUAAAUACAAAAGUAAAGCGGGAUAUUUUGAGUUUGUCGUCUGCACAACUUGACUGCAAUGGCCUACAGGCCGCCCAAGCACGAACUAGGCUCAUUGUAGGCCUGUCAAUCCCGUUGGUUCUUGUGACGAUCAUUUUGGUUUGUGUGAUCAUCAUCGUGAAACGAAAGGAAGACAUCCAAGUCUACCUGUAUGCCAGGUAUGGAUGGCGUUUCCAAGAAGAAGAAGAAGACGAAGACAAGGAGUAUGACGCCUUCUUAUCGUACAGUCAGCACGACUUAGACGUGGUAAUGCACGACGUCUUGCCAGCACUCGAGAACAGGGAGCCGCCGUAUCGCGUCUGUUUGCACCACCGCGACUUCCUCCCGGGUAUCCCGAUAGCAGAGAACAUCGCAAACGCUGUAAACUCGAGCAAGAGAACGAUCAUUCUUCUGUCCAACAACUUCUUGGAGAGUGACUGGUGUCAGUUUGAAUUCCAGGCUGCGCAUGCGCAAAUGCUGCAGGACAGGGCUAAUCGCGUGAUUGUGGUUUUACUGGAUGACGUCCCCGCCGAAAACGCUCCUCCGGACAUUCAGCAUUACCUGAACACGAACACGUACCUGAAGUGGGGGGACGAGCGCUUCUGGGAACGGCUGAUAUACGUCAUGCCGCGUCCAAGACAGCAUGCGCAAGACAUGGAUGCGCAAAACAUGGACGGGGAUCAGCUAGUCUUGGUUGAGCUGGACCACAAUGGGUGACCCCCAUUGACCUCAUUUUGCACAGCGACAGAAAUGUCAAACAAACUAA
Branchiostoma floridae (Florida lancelet) is the source of this 1749-nucleotide messenger RNA. Its product is annotated as toll-like receptor Tollo. Lineage: Eukaryota; Metazoa; Chordata; Leptocardii; Amphioxiformes; Branchiostomatidae. Bases 78 to 1700 code for a protein of 540 amino acids. Gene Ontology annotation, molecular function: protein binding; transmembrane signaling receptor activity. Gene Ontology annotation, cellular component: membrane. Gene Ontology annotation, biological process: toll-like receptor signaling pathway; immune response. The record is from RefSeq and is a predicted model, not a curated record. The transcript has a single exon.